Molecule: messenger RNA, 2843 nt
Organism: Populus trichocarpa (black cottonwood)
Lineage: Eukaryota; Viridiplantae; Streptophyta; Magnoliopsida; Malpighiales; Salicaceae
Product: PHD finger protein At1g33420
Exons: 5
Coding region: 363-2489 (708 amino acids)
Source: RefSeq, a predicted model, not a curated record
UCGUUCCCUCCUUAAAGGGUAAUACAGUAAUUAUCAAUCAAACCACCUCGAUAUUUGGUAAACGUCUAGGAACCAGUCAGCACUCUUAACGGCUAAGAUUUCUCCUCUAAAAUCAAAAUUCAACCAGAGGCGAUGCUAAUCAAAUCCGAGCUGUUCUGAAAUCCAAAAUCACAGUCACUUCCUCAGCUCUCCACAACCCCAAAACGAUCCGUUUUCCCCUUCACUCUCGCUCUACCUUUCCCUUUUUCAUCACAAACACUAAAACCACUUCCUUUCUCCCCAAUCUUUCAAUAUCCACCGUCAGAUCUACCAGAUCUAGAGCCUUCUUGACUUCACUUCCCCUCACGCGCCGCUUAUCGGAUAUGGUUGUCAACGGGAGACCGAUAAAGAGGAUGAAGAGGAGAGUCACAGCUGAUCUCUACAACUUCCUCUCUUUCCCUUCCUCCCCUUCCUCCUCUUCCUCUUCCUCUUCCUCCUCGCCUCCUCCACCCCGCGGUCCUUUCAGAUCCAACAUCAGGUCGUUUUUAACCGAACACGCGCUGUUACCUCCGCCUUCCUCGCUGUUCCCUCACCUGCUCACGUGGCAGAUCUCGUUUCAAGUCGGUGACUUGGUGGGGUGCGGCGGCGCGGAGGCUGGGGGCGGUGUGGUUUCUUUGGAUGUGGUGGAGGAGGAUGUGGCUAGAUCAAGAUCUGUUUACUGUGAUCAGUGUCGAGUUGUUGGUUGGAGUGGUCAUCCAGUAUGCAGUAAGCGUUACCAUUUUAUUAUUAAAGCUGAUGGUAACUCCAUUGGUGGGUAUCAUAAGCCAUGCACUUGUUGCGGAGAUGUCCUGCAUUUGUCUGAAUCAAGGUGCAAGACAUGCAAUCAUGUGACAACUGCGGAUGAUGUUGAAGAGUGGAUCUAUCACCAGUUGGAAGACACCACUCAUCUCUUACAUGGUGUCAUCCAUGCAAAUGGUUUUGGGCACCUUCUUAGGGUAAAUGGAAAAGAAGGGGGCUCCAGGGUCCUUUCUGGAGUCCAUAUCAUGGACUUUUGGGAUCGGUUAUGUAAAACUCUUGGAGUCAGCUGUGAAUUAAACCAGCUAUUUUGUCAUUUUCCAUGCAUUAACAGAAAGGUCAGUGUGAUGGAUGUAUCAAAGAAGUAUGGUUUAGAGUACAGGCUACUUCAUGCUAUCACCAAAGGCCAUUCAUGGUAUGGUGACUGGGGCUAUGAAUUUGGUGCUGGUAGUUUUGGUUUGACAGUCUAUGCGUAUAAGUCAGCUGUUGAAACACUCUCCAGCCUACCUUUGUCCAUCUUUCUUUCUGAAGGGCAGAAACUGCAAACUCGCUUGCUGGAUAUAAUAAAGUUUUACCAAUCUUUGUCAGAUCGGGAGCUUGUAAAUAUUAGAGAUCUUUUCUGUUAUUUGACAAGUUUGAUCCAUGAUGCUCACAAGUCUCCCUCAAGGGUUAAUGAUUCUAGCUGCAAGAAGCGCUGUAUUUAUGCAUCAGGGAUUUCGUCUUCAUGGAGUAAGAGUGAUAUAGAACGUGUUGAAGAAGCCAUGUUUAGAGUACUGCGAGCAGUUUCUGGGUCCAACUGGGUAAGUUGGCGCGCGCUUAGAGGCGCUGUUUGCAAAGUGGCUCCUCCAGAGCUCCUUGAUCAUUGUCUAAAGGAAAUAGGAGGGAAAUUUGCAGCAGAUGGAAUGAUUGUUAGGUCGCGAUGCAAUCCUAGUUCAGGUGCUUUUGAGUACAGACUGGAACCAGGAAAUCCUUCCCUAAAUAGCCCUGCUACCACUGGCUCUUCUGUCAUUACCUGCCCAUCCGAAGGAAACCUUAUACAGGACCUGAGAUUCCUUUACGAUAACAUGCUACACCCUCAAACCAUGAUGAGCUAUGGACCUGAGGCCACAAGUGAUGCAAUCAGCUCAGCUAGAAAACUUCUUGACUGCAAGCAGUUCAUGAAAGACUACAACAAAUGUGAAACAACGUCAUCACCCUCAAAUCCACCUACUAUAUGCCUGUCAUGUCAGGUGGAAAUUGUGGAUCAGUUGGAAGAAAAUGUCCCAGAUCUUCCCCCAGAAAUAAUCGUCCUGCCCUCAAAUGCUACAGUUUUUGAUCUCAAGCUUGAAGCGUCCAGGGCAUUUCAAGAUGUGUAUUUGAUGUUCAGGAGAUUUCAUGCCGAAGAGCUUCUUGGUUAUAGUGGUGUUGAUGAUUCCACCCAGGUCAAGCUCUUGAUAGGGUCAACUGAAUCUGUUCGAGUCCAAGGUAGAUGUCUGGGAAAAAAUGGUCUUGGUAAAUUUAGGAUGGAAAGAGGAACUGAGAGAUGGACUGUGGACUGCCGCUGCGGUGCUAAGGAUGAUGAUGGAGAAAGAAUGUUAGCUUGUGAUGUUUGUGGAGUGUGGCAGCACACUAGGUGUUCUGGCAUCCCAGAUUCGGAUCCAGUGCCCGCUAAGUUCGUCUGUGUGGGAUGCAGAGGCGUUAGCUUGGUGACCAAACCUAGUGCAGUAGUAAAGUGACGACACGAUGACUUUUUGCCGGUGACAAUGGCAGAAGCUGUGGAAACAGCAUGACAACAUCCCAUGUUUCUGAAAAUUUAGACUCUGUAAAUGUUUUUUUUUUUCUUUAAAUUUUGUUUUUCUCCUUUUUGUUCAUCUUCUUGGGCCAGUUUUUUUCCUCCAACGAUAGGUUGAAUCUGUACAUAAUAAAUUAUGGCCUUAAAGGUGCAUCAGUGCGGUCGGGCCUUCCUCCCACAUUAUGAUGCUAGUGGUGUUUCUGUAUAUCUCUCAUGUAUCCUAACCGAGGCAAAAAAAGAAAAAGAAAGAAAAAGAGCUAUAUUAUGUACAUGAAAUGAUUAGUUUUCAUUAGAGCCA